Messenger RNA from Cetraspora pellucida, 434 nucleotides. The record is from the annotation of a GenBank genome assembly. NCBI's taxonomy places the organism in Eukaryota, Fungi, Glomeromycota, Glomeromycetes, Diversisporales, Gigasporaceae.
AAAAUAUGUUCACGAAUCCUAUGGAAAAUACGUUCAUGAAUCCUAUGGAAAAUACAUUUACGAAUCCUAUAGAAAAUGCAUUUGUGAACCAUAUAGAAAAUACGCUUACAAAUCAUACAUGUGAGACACUUACAAAUCAUACGUGGGAUGCAUUUACAAAUCAUAUAUCAGAUUCGCUUACAAAUCAUAUAUCAGAUUCGCUUACAAAUCAUACACGGGAUUCACUUACAAGUCACCAAAGUGACAUAUUCACAAAUUAUAUGAACGAUACAUUUACAAAUGUUAUACCUAAUAUGAAUGUUUCUAAUACCAUAGUUGUUGACAAGAACACUGGGAUUGACCAUAAUGAAUCGGUUAGUGAUUCUUGUGAAGCAAUUCAAGAUACUAUGAAUCGUAAUGAUACAGAUGAUGAAAAUUCUUUUGAGGUAAAUUGA